Molecule: messenger RNA, 465 nt
Organism: Phytophthora sojae
Lineage: Eukaryota; Oomycota; Peronosporomycetes; Peronosporales; Peronosporaceae
Exons: 1
Coding region: 1-465 (154 amino acids)
Molecular function (GO): N-acetyltransferase activity
Source: RefSeq, a predicted model, not a curated record
AUGCCGCUGAUCGUGACCCCCGUGACGACCCCCGACGAGAUGCAGCAGGCGCUGGCGCUGCGUCGCCGCGUCUUCAUCGACGAGCAAGGAUUCCGCGAAGCCGUGGAGACGCAGGACCCCAACGACGACAAGCCGACCACCAUCCACUUCCUGGGCAGAGACUCGGAGACGGGCGAGUACGUGGCGGUGGCUCGCUGUCUGCUGGACGAGCCCAACCGCAAGGUCAAGUUCGGUCGCGUGGCGGUGCUGUCGGAGUGUCGCGGCAAGAACUUCGGUGCACAGCUCAUGGACGGCAUCGAAGAGCACGUUCGAAGCAAAGUAGACAAGUUUGUGCUGUCCUCGCAGUACGGACGCAAGGGUUUCUACCUCAAGUGCGGCUACCAAUGCCCGAGCGAUGAGAUUUACCUGGAAGAGGGGGUCAAGCACUGCUGGAUGGAGAAGUCGGCUACCAAGCCGUCGGCUUAA